Messenger RNA from Centruroides sculpturatus (bark scorpion), 2409 nucleotides. Its product is annotated as ankyrin repeat and protein kinase domain-containing protein 1-like. Lineage: Eukaryota; Metazoa; Arthropoda; Arachnida; Scorpiones; Buthidae. Bases 284 to 1312 code for a protein of 342 amino acids. The record is from RefSeq and is a predicted model, not a curated record. The transcript is spliced from 6 exons. Gene Ontology annotation, molecular function: protein binding.
CAAUGUUCCACGAGUUGGACAUGCAGUAGGCAUUGUCGCAUUCAGUCAUUGGUGAAUGCUUAGCUUCAUAUGUUGCAAAUAAGGGUACUACGAAACAUCUUCGACAGUUCUGGCACGGAGACCGGAUUAUAAAUAACCGAAGAGGACCAUAUGAUGAUUAGAGCAUGCGUAUUGUAAGGCCAUCAACGUUGCGAUAACUUGAAAGAUUGCAAGCGUUAGUCGCAUGUUUGAAAAAAGAUAUGUACAAGUUUUGAAAUGUGAUAAUUAAACAUUGGAGUGAAAAAUGGCUCGUUCCACUCGAUAUACAGUCAGUUCUGUGGAGGAGAUGACAUACAGACCAAAAUUUCAUUCAUACGAAACUGCAGAUGUCACAAUGACUUACGAAGUAAUGUCAAAUAAUUCUACUAAAGACGAUGUCGCACCUUUAGUUAUGUCAAACGGAACAUCACAAAGAAGAACAUUUUCAAUGUAUGAAACAAAAGCCAGUCCAAAAAUAGAUCCAGAUUUUCUAAUCGCUUGCAAGAAUUCGGACGAAAGCGUAUUAGAACGUAUUGUAGAAGAAGUACCAUCUUUUCAAACAAUUAACCAACAAGAUAGAUGUGGAAGAACAGGUUUAUAUCAUGUAUGCUCGAAUGGACAUCUAAAAAUGUUAGAAAUUUUGGUUCAGCUCGCUCAUCUGGAUGUUAAUCUUGCGGACAGUGAAGGAAAUACUCCACUUAUAGCAGCUGCACAAGCAGGUCACGUGGAGAUUGUUGGUCUGUUAUUGGAUAAAUACAAGGAUGUAUUAUUAAUAGAUCAAAGGAACGUUUUUGGAAUGACAGCCUUGAUGAAAGCAGCUCUACAAGGAAAAACAAAAUGUGUAAAGCUUUUGCUUUCUGCAGGAGCAAAUCCUAAUUUGUGUGAUCCACGUCGACAAUAUUGUCCUCUGCAAUGGGCACGAUUCUGUUGCAGAUAUUCUUGUGCAGAGGCAAUAGAGAAAUUUAUGAAAACAAAUAAUAAAACUUUUUUGCACAAUAAAUUAUUUUCUACUAGUAAUAAGUGGAGUAGUGACCCUGAAAUAAGAACGUCCGUGCAAGAAGUGAGGCCGCCAAAAUCAAUGGAGAACAGUUGGUUCAAGCAAAAAUUGAAAAAGACAUUUCGCUACGCUGACCAUAAGACAAGAAAGAGCGGUGAAGUCGGUGCGUUAAGUAACAUAACAUCUUCAGCUGUGAUGUGUGCCUCAUCAGCCAUUUUGCAAAAUAUAGAAUGUGAUCAAGCAUACAAAGAAAUAAUAAUACCUAAAUUAGAAGUUCUACACCAUAACGGUAAAUAAACGUGCCUUAUCACGUCAUCUUUCUAUUUGGAAGAGAAGUACUAUAUUCUUGGAACUGCACUUCAUCACUUUUAUCUUCUAUACCUCUUCGAUAAUAUUUUGUUAUAUUCCAUCUGUUAUUUCUUCGCUAUCUUGUACGCUUGAUGCCAAAUUAUUUCCAUCAUCUAUCUACCUAUAUAUAUCUACAUAUAUAUAUACAGUAUUUACAUAUAUUUAUACACACGUUUGUGUGUUGUACACUUGGUAACACAUUUUACCGGACUUAAAUAAACUUAAAUACUAUUAAAGUUUACUAAUUGUUCAAAAACUUGAAAUUUAGUACUUAAUAACACUUCUGAGUGAUUACUAAAUUUAUUAAUUUUCAUUUUCCUAAAACGAUUCGUUUUUUUCACUUUUGUCACUUCAAUAUUUAAUUUAUUUAGAAUCUUUUUAAUUUCAUAAACAGAAAAGUGUAAAGAUGCCAUCCAUUAAUUACGUGUACAAUUUUUAAGUCGUUUUUGAUUCUCUCCCUCCCUAUUGUGUACAACGACAUACUUUUGCAAACCCUUCUUCUGUUUAAUUAAUUACGUGUACAAAACCCACUGACACUGAACAAAUAAUUUUAAAAAGUUGCAAAUAUUUUCAAAGAGAUAAUUUAUUCACACAGUUAGUAAGUGGGUUUAUAAGAACAAAUUCGUGUGCCACUAAUACCACUAAAAAGUCUACAUAUGUCUUGACUUCUCCCUCCCCAUCGUUUAUAGUGAUGUACUGUACAGUACUAUACUUUUCACGACCCCUUCUCCUAUUAAACUGUGCACCUAAUUAAUAGACGACCCGAAAUAUGAAAUAUAAUAACCACAGAUAUCUAAACGUACAACAGAUUUAUUACACUGAAAGUUUUUAAAAAAUAUUUUUACAGUCAUGUUUAACCUUUAUAUAAUUUUUCGAUAAAAACGAAUUGAUAUUUUAAAAAAUCUGUAAACAAUAUUAUUUAUUAUCUAACAUUAAAACAUUAUGUUAAAAAAUAGAAUAUAUCAUCAUAACAUAACAGAUUUGUUAAACAAUUCCAAAAUAAAUUUAUAUAAUUUAUAGCCGUGAUAAGUGCUGUAAUAUGUUAA